Molecule: messenger RNA, 774 nt
Organism: Adineta ricciae
Lineage: Eukaryota; Metazoa; Rotifera; Eurotatoria; Adinetida; Adinetidae
Source: the annotation of a GenBank genome assembly
AUGAACGCCACUAUCGGAGAUCGUUUGUCUUUUGCCAAUCCCACUGCUGUUAAUCACUGCUACCAAGUUGGUUAUUCCAUUCUGUUUUUACUUGGUUUUCCAGGUAAUCUAGCUAGUCUGUUUACUUUCUCACGAGCAUCACUGCGAAAACUAUCAACUGCAUGUUUGUUCAUUGCUUUGGCUAUCUUCGACACACUGUAUUUAGUCAUGUGUAUCUUUGACUAUCUCGAAUUCGGCUUCUCGGUCUCGUUUUAUGGUCGACUUUCGUACAGUGGAUUUUGCCGAUUUCGGUAUUUUGUGAUGUAUGCUGCUCAGUUUGCUUCCGCGUGGAUCUUAGUCAUUGUUUCUAUCGACCGGUGGAUUCGCACGCGAUUUCCAUUUAAGUCCAAUGUAAUAUGUACGCCAGCAAAAGGACUGAUAGCAGUUGGUGUCGUUCUGAUCAUCGAUGUCGCCUUGCAUUUCCAUUUGCUCACACAAUGGUUUGGAAUGCUUGUUCCUGGUUUAGCCAUCGCUGCAUGUGGACCAUCUUUCACCCAACAAUCAUAUGCAAUCUUCUAUUACAUGUUCUGGAGUAUAAUUCAAAUAAUCACUACAUGUAUAAUUCCAGCAGUGAUUAUGUUCUUCAUCGUCAUUGAUAUUUUGAUCAAUGUUCAUGUUCGUAAACAAGCAUUUGUUCGACCAAUUCAUGCGUUCGCAGUUUUACCAACAUCGUCGGUUGAAAAAGAAACACAUCGAACAGAAAAAGAACGAAGUUUGUCUCUCGAUGUCAAAUAG